AUGUUGUUCAAUAAUUCAUCUUUUAAAUUCAUCUGCAUAUUCAUUUUAUCUGUUUUUCAUUUCAUACAACCAACACUCGCUGAUGAAGAAACUAGCGAUGUUAUAAUCACAACAACAUUAACAUCAGACUCAUCAACAAUUGUAACAACUACCAAAUCACAAUCACCAACAUUAGUCUGGGUCACUGGUACUAAUGAAGAAGGUAUCACUCAAACAACACAAUCUGCUUAUACAGAAGUUUUCAAAAGUUUUUACACUUCUGUGGAGGUUCCUCCAAAGGGUUCAAUAGGAUUGGGCACCAUUAAAGGAACUGUUGGAACUCUUAGAAAGUAUCCAAGUUUAACCUUAAACCCAACUCCAACAAAGAGGCAAUGGUAG
This is a messenger RNA of Hansenula anomala, 378 nucleotides long. RefSeq names its product KRE1 domain-containing protein. Bases 1 to 378 code for a protein of 125 amino acids. NCBI's taxonomy places the organism in Eukaryota, Fungi, Ascomycota, Saccharomycetes, Phaffomycetales, Wickerhamomycetaceae. The record is from RefSeq and is a predicted model, not a curated record. The transcript has a single exon. Gene Ontology annotation, biological process: fungal-type cell wall organization.